UGGUUUAAGUUCAUUUGAAUUCACUUGCCACUUCAGAUUGGUAUUGAUGUGGAAAAGAAGAAUCGAAGACUGAAGCAUAAUGUCAUGUCCUUUGCUCAACGAUAUUUUUCAAAACAUGAAGUUCAAGUGUUGUCCGCUAUUUCAGACCCCCAACUUCAGCAGCAGGAGUUUAUAAAAUUGUGGACUCUCAAGGAAGCAUAUGUCAAAGCAUUGGGACGAGGCUUUUCAGAUGCACCAUUCAAGACUUUCACAAUUCGAAUUAGGUCUGCUAAUAAAGGAAGCUUUGCAGGAAAUUCCAAUUUUGAGGAAGGAUGAAUUUUGAGGGGAGGCUGGUGAAAAGCUGAAGAUGCUCAACUAGAUGUAGAUUCCCUGAUUUUUAUCUUUUAUCAUACACAUCUGCAACUUAAU
Messenger RNA from Coffea arabica (coffee), 408 nucleotides. Lineage: Eukaryota; Viridiplantae; Streptophyta; Magnoliopsida; Gentianales; Rubiaceae. The record is from RefSeq and is a predicted model, not a curated record.